Molecule: messenger RNA, 2238 nt
Organism: Megachile rotundata (alfalfa leafcutting bee)
Lineage: Eukaryota; Metazoa; Arthropoda; Insecta; Hymenoptera; Megachilidae
Product: guanine nucleotide exchange factor for Rab-3A
Biological process (GO): exocytosis
Cellular component (GO): Golgi to plasma membrane transport vesicle
Molecular function (GO): guanyl-nucleotide exchange factor activity
Source: RefSeq, a predicted model, not a curated record
GGGUCAUAAAAGGAUGAUGGCUAGCGUGUCUCGUAAGACUGAGACACAAAGUUGACAUAUUGUAGAAAAGUCGUAUCAACUACGUAUUCGUUUUCGCUCUAAUAUACUUUUAUGAUCUUCGUUAGACUCACUAAUGGCUGGAGAGUUGCGUGAAGAGAGGUUUACGGUUCUAGUUCAACCAAGACCACUUUUGCAUUUGCAUAUACCAGAAAACUCCACAAUGAUCUAUCGUGAUAUUGAAGUUCAUCAACGAUGGAAGAAAGAAAACUUACAAAAUCCUGUGACACUGUGGCAAGGUUGAAUGAAAAUGAACAUAAACUGCUUGAAAACCGGAAUCAUUGUGUUAAACCAUUACCUAUUAUAUUUAACGAAGAAAAUGGUGAAGAUUUAACAAACGAUCACGAUUAUGUUGAUGAUUCAACAGGGAUUAAUCAUUGCAAUAACUCCUCAAAAGCAUUAUUAUGUUUAAAGGACUCAGAAAAUUCUCAAGAAAAGGAUGUACCAUGUUUGGUGAAAAAAGUUAAUCAACCACCUUCACCUACUACUCUACAAUGGGGUAGGGCUAUAGCUGAAGUAAAGGAACAUGCAGUAGCAAAAUUACAAGAUGAACUUAAAAGAGCACACGAAGAGUUAAAAUUGAAAGAUGAAGAAGUUACAAGGCUUUCAAGAAUUAAACAAGAUGUUGAAGCUGAAUUAGAGGAACUCACUGCCAGUCUCUUUCAAGAGGCACAUAAUAUGGUUAGAGAAGCAAAUGUACGUCAGGCUACAGCAGAGCGCUUAUUAGAGGAAAGUCGUAUGAAAGCCGAGGUUUUAGCUGCCGAAGUAGCAGCAUUGAAAACGUUAGUUUUAACUUCAACACCGGCGAAACCAAAUUUUCAUUUACAUCCGCAAAUCGAUACGAAAAGUCGUUCAAAUAGCGAAGAUGGUCAACAGGGUCUUUUUACGCGAAAACACAGAAGAUCACCAUCGCAUUUCAACUUAAAAUACGGUCGAGAGAACUCUCCACCGGAUUCCCCGCUAAAAGAACAAAGACCGUCUUUACCAUCCGAUCGAGAGACUCUAGAGAGAGAUUGGAAAAAAGAUUCGGACAAAGAAAAGGACAAAGAGUGUAAAGAUUUUGGCCUCGAAGUUGAUCCUAGAAUACAUACAGAAUUUCUUAAAUGGAAAGCUAAUCCAUGUGUAGAUAAAGGUGAUCCUUUUGUUGAUAGAGUAUUUAAAGAAGACAUCGAUCUUUGCCUUGAUUUCCCUAAUAAAGAAUUAGGAACAAAAGUUAGGCAAGCUGUUCUCGAUGGUAUCAUCUUUAUCGAAGCGAUAAGCGACAAGACUAAAUUUACAUUUCCAAAAAAGUGUGUGUUACUGGAAGCACCGCGUCAAUGUUACUAUCGAAUGAGGCUCGGGGAUCAAGAAAAUCAGUGGUACAGCAUAUCACAAAUUUGUCGAAAUCGAAUAAUAGCAGUCUGCGAUUUUUUGAAUUACCUACGUUAUAUCGAACGUGGCCUUGUUAAAAGUUCAGUUCACGAUGUUUAUUGGGAAAUUACACGAUUACGGAAGGAAAUGGCGUUUGCUCGUUUGGGUCUAGCACUAUCGUCUUAACGCUCUGUGUGGAGGAUUUCUUCUAGUCUUUAAAUAUAACAAAUUAGGCCAUGGAUCUGUUACAUUAUUCAUUUACAUCUAUCAACUAUAGAUUGUUAACAAUUUUAAUCGUUCCAGCUAGCCUCGAUCAUUUUUACUAUCUACGAUCGAGAUUCUAUAGUGUAAGUGUUAAAAUUUUAACGUAUAAAAGUUCUUAGAAUCCUCUAUUAUAACGUGAAACGCUUGAAGCUUAUUUAAAAAAAGAAAAAAGUUAUUUUGAGCCAUUUUAUAAUUUUUAAUCGAGAUUAUAAUUUCUAAAAUAUUGAAUCCUAUUUUUAUUGUUAAACGAUGAAGACUUUUAAUGAUCUGACGUUUAUUAUAUAAGGUAUAAUUUACUAUUAUAAACGAAUUCAAAAACGUCUCGAUCAGUUGUAAAGUGCAAUGAAGUAUCUUUAAGAUAUUGGAAAACAUGGUGCCUUUUGACUUUCCGCUUAUUAAUAACACGUAACUAGAUUUAAGUUUUAUAUUUAGCGAUGAUUUAAUCAUACCCACGCAGUUAAAAUUAUUUCGGGACUUCUAUAGCAUAUGCAUAGUUAAAAUCUCUAUUACUUUUUAAACUGUAUAAUGGCAGAAAGUAAUAUAAGUAGUUGCAUUCCCUUGUUUGAG